ACGCGUAAUUAAUACUAUAUUUAUGUAAAGUCAAAGUUACGAUGAUGACCUUACGAAACGCGUGUUUGGCUCUUGAAAGCAACUUCUGGGAAAGUCUGAUUAUUUAAAUUAAUAGAUAUUUAAAUCGUCACGGACCUCCUCUGGAUUCAGCUCGUCCUCAUCAGUCAUUAUUUUCGUAAGCAACCGAAGCUUCUUCAAUCCAAUUCAUGUCGGGAAUUCAAGGCCAGAUCCUCGAGGUCACUGUGGUUGGGUGUCAGAAAUUGAAGGAUACAGAAUGGUUCUCAAGGCAAGAUCCAUACGUUGUCCUCGAGUACAGCGGCACUAGGCAUCGUACCCGAACCUGCACAGAUGGUGGGAAGAAGGCAGUGUUUCAAGAGAAGUUUAUGUUCACUUUGCUCGAAGGACUUAGGGAUCUUAAAGUUGCUGUCUGGAAUAGUAACACUCUCUCCACUGAUGACUUCAUUGGCAAUGCUACGUAUGUUGAUUUCUCAUGUCGGCUUUCUGUUUGUGAUAGUCGAUUUGGAAUUGAGUCUUUUUGGUCUGUUAUUUUGUUUGUUGUGAUUAGGAUUCAGUUGCAGAAGGUUCUUUCUCAGGGAUACGACGACUGUACCUGGACUCUUCAGACCAAAACUGGCAGAUUUGCGGGAGAAGUAAGACUAAUACUGCAUUAUGCAGGCGCAAAGAAACAAAAUUACGGGUCUGCGCCAUCAGCACCACCAUAUGCCCCUCAAGUACCUCAGUACUCAGCACCGCCUGCUCCAUCUCCAUAUUCAUCACCACCCUACUCUGGACCAUCUCCGUACCCACAAGGACAAUACUCUCAGCCGCAAUCGGCAUACCCACCAGCUUCAGCUUAUCCUCCUCCUCCCUCAACUGCUUAUCCUCCAGGUCCUUCAGCUUACCCUCCCGGUCCUUCCGCUUACCCUCCAGGUCCUUCAGCUUACCCUCCUCCUCCGCCAUCCUCAGCUUACCCUCCUCCUCCAUAUCCUCCUCAACCAUCACCGUAUUACCCACAAGGUCCAUAUCCAGGACAAUACCCUCCGCCUACGUACUAAAGCUGCGGCGUUUAGAAUUGACAGGAAAGUGGUUAUGAUGCAUAGAUCAUAAUACUAGUGAUAUGCUAUUCCUAGAACUUUGUGACGAUUUUUUUGUUCUUUCUUUUAUCUUCCCUGUGCUUUUGUUGGUCUUUGCGAAAUGUAGCUUAAUGGUUAGUUUUUUGCGAUGGUCAGUGAGACUCAUUGGGGAAGUUUGGAUAUGUUCAUAUUAAGCCAGCUUGCAGAUUAUGUUGCAGAAUAAUCGAAUUAUUACCUUUAAAAAAGACCUUAUAUUGUGGUGUGUA
Molecule: messenger RNA, 1339 nt
Organism: Brassica napus (rape)
Lineage: Eukaryota; Viridiplantae; Streptophyta; Magnoliopsida; Brassicales; Brassicaceae
Product: elicitor-responsive protein 3
Exons: 6
Coding region: 207-1055 (282 amino acids)
Source: RefSeq, a predicted model, not a curated record